UCCGGAAUUGGGCGUUACGGGUGGCGCCGCCGCCGCCGGGCUUGUUUCCUGCUAGACAUCUUUUUUAUUGUCAACUCGAGUAUCACACAAUUUCAAUCCUGGUUUUUGAUCAUAUUAAGGUAAUAAGAACCCGUGUUGGAGUGAACAACCGAGAAACAUAAUCUAAUCCAGCCGCAACAAAUACCAAUUAUCACCUUUCAGUCAUUCUGGACCUAAUUGCCUCUCCAGUACGUACCGGUACCUAGUUAUGGCAACCUCCAACGAACCCCCACCCUCCCCUUUCCAGUAUCUGACAACAGCGAAUUUGAUAUGGGGUGUUAUCGGGUUCUAUGUCUUGCGAACCAUUAUUCGUGCUGUCAGGGAUCCUCUAUCGUCGGUUCCAGGACCUCUCUUGUCCAGGUGGACGGAUCUACAUGUGAGGAUCCGGUUGCUAUCCGGAACUAAGGCUCGCUAUGUGAAUUCCCUCCAUGAGCAAUAUGGUCCUAUCGUCCGACUCGGCCCUCGUGAAGUAUGCGUCAGUGACGUCAAAGGGGCUCGAGAAAUUCACAGAGGGAAGUCGAAGUACUUGAAAGACCCUCAAUUCUACGUCGGCGGAAAAGUUCGAAGUCUUUUCUCUGCACUAGAUCCCGCCUUUCAUGCUCAACGGAAGCGUACCAUAGAGCGAUGCUUUGCCGAGACUUCUAUGGUGGAUCUCGAGCCCACCGUAUUCCAGAAGGCAGAACUGGCCAUCUCGAAGAUGCGAGAUGACAUGAAGACCAAUGGAUGUACUGAUAUCCUUCACUGGUGGACUCUGUUCGCUAUGGAUGUGAUCGGCGAGCUCUGCUUCGGUGAUUCAUUCCAUAUGCUUGAGGUUGGCAAGAAAAACCAAUACGCCGAAGACAUCGCCGAAAUGGGGUCUCUUCUACCACUCCGUGGUGCGUUCCCAUCACUUAUCUGGCUUUCUGGGUAUCUCCCUAUCUUCUCCCAAUUCAAAGACAUCGGCAACACUCGAAAGCGUAUCAUCGAAUAUGGGAUCCAACGCACCGAGAAGUAUGUUCAGCUAGUAACCAAGGGCGGCGGUAGAAGGACGCUGUUCUCCAGCUUAGUUAGUACUUCUGGCGCCCAAAGCUGGGUGCUCUCCCAGGAGGACUUGACAAACGAGUCGCAAUCUUACAUCACCGCUGGAACUGAUACGACAGCGGUUACGCUGACCUACCUCAUCUACGCCGUCACGAAAGAUGAGCAUAUCCGCGAAAAGUUGUUGCAGGAAAUUCAAUCUCUCCCCCAUGAUUUCAAUCAUCGCAACCUACGAGAUCUCACCUAUCUAAAUCAAGUGAUUGAUGAGACUCUCCGACUGUAUGGCGCAGCAGCAGGAGCUCUUCCUCGCAUUGUUCCUCGGGAAGGGAGUGAGCUUGUUGGCCAUUAUCUUCCAGGCGGAGCAGUGGUGUCGACACAGAAUUAUACCUUACACCGGAACCCAGAGAUUUUCCCGGAUCCUGAAAAGUUUGACCCCUCACGUUGGGCAAACCCAUCCCCUGAAGCAAAGAGCGGGUUCAUGCCCUUCGGCAUAGGGUCUCGAGCCUGCAUCGGCCUCAAUCUUGCUCGGAUGGAACUCCGGCUUUGCACGGCCUUCUUCUUCAAAGCAUUUCCAACAGCAAAGCUAUCAGACAAGUAUGGAAUGACAGAGGAUGAGAUGGAUCCAAAGAUAAACUUCUUGGUGAUGCCAAGCGGACACCGAUGUUUAGUCGAGACAAGCUGAUUUGGAUCUAGAAAGGGUGGGGAGUACGCCAGACUGAAAUUUUUAUGAAUGAGGUAAGGGGUGAGCGCCCAAAUGCCAAUUAAGCCACUUUGUGUGACGAAAAGGGGUCAGAUAUUGGAUAAUAAUUGCCAAACGUGCCGACACAGAAAAAGGAAAGGAUAGUUACCUACCUAGGUACCUAAAUAGUCAGUCCAUGUUCGGAAUUGAGAGAGACUACCAUAGUUGCCGUAAACUUUACGUGCAAUCCUAGAGCUCUUGGUCCCUUAGAUACUAGGUUAGGUAGGUAGCUUCACAAUAUGGCUUUACCUCUCGGGGGUGGCAGUCUACACAAAAAGUACCUC
Messenger RNA from Hypoxylon fragiforme, 2079 nucleotides. RefSeq names its product cytochrome P450. Lineage: Eukaryota; Fungi; Ascomycota; Sordariomycetes; Xylariales; Hypoxylaceae. The coding region runs from base 248 to 1738 and encodes 496 amino acids. Gene Ontology annotation, molecular function: monooxygenase activity; heme binding; iron ion binding. The record is from RefSeq and is a predicted model, not a curated record. The transcript has 6 exons.